Juglans microcarpa x Juglans regia is the source of this 1974-nucleotide messenger RNA. Its product is annotated as V-type proton ATPase subunit B 1-like. The record is from RefSeq and is a predicted model, not a curated record. NCBI's taxonomy places the organism in Eukaryota, Viridiplantae, Streptophyta, Magnoliopsida, Fagales, Juglandaceae. Gene Ontology annotation, molecular function: proton-transporting ATPase activity, rotational mechanism; ATP binding. Gene Ontology annotation, cellular component: proton-transporting V-type ATPase, V1 domain. Gene Ontology annotation, biological process: proton transmembrane transport; ATP metabolic process.
UACAAUCUUAAUUGUGCGGUCUCUGCGAUCACAAACCUCUGGAUAUUUACAGCGUAGGAAUUGCUCUGAAAUGGGUGUACCGCCAAACAAUCAUGACAUGGAAGAGGGGACGCUGGAGAUUGGCAUGGAGUAUAGAACUGUUUCUGGAGUUGCAGGACCUCUGGUUAUCCUCGAUAAAGUAAAGGGACCUAAGUAUCAAGAGAUUGUCAAUAUUCGUCUGGGAGAUGGAACCACCCGGCGAGGACAAGUCCUGGAAGUCGAUGGAGAAAAAGCUGUUGUUCAGGUUUUUGAAGGAACAUCUGGAAUUGACAACAAAUACACAACCGUGCAAUUUACAGGAGAGGUUUUGAAAACUCCUGUGUCAUUGGACAUGCUUGGGCGCAUAUUUAAUGGUUCUGGGAAACCCAUUGAUAAUGGUCCCCCUAUUUUGCCCGAGGCUUACUUGGACAUAUCCGGGAGUUCUAUCAAUCCUAGCGAGAGAACCUAUCCUGAGGAGAUGAUACAGACAGGGAUUUCUACAAUUGAUGUCAUGAAUUCGAUUGCUAGAGGACAAAAAAUUCCUCUUUUCUCUGCUGCCGGUCUUCCACAUAAUGAAAUAGCUGCACAGAUAUGUCGACAGGCUGGUUUGGUCAAGCGAUUGGAGAAGUCUGAAAAUCUUCUUCAGGAUGAGGUAGAGGACAAUUUUGCCAUUGUAUUUGCAGCCAUGGGUGUAAAUAUGGAGACUGCCCAGUUUUUCAAACGUGAUUUUGAGGAAAAUGGCUCAAUGGAGAGAGUGACCCUCUUUCUAAACCUGGCAAAUGACCCUACAAUUGAACGUAUUAUCACUCCUCGUAUUGCUCUUACUACUGCUGAAUAUUUGGCUUAUGAAUGUGGGAAGCAUGUUCUUGUCAUCCUUACAGAUAUGAGUUCUUAUGCGGAUGCUCUUCGUGAGGUGUCUGCUGCCCGUGAAGAAGUGCCAGGAAGGCGUGGGUAUCCUGGGUAUAUGUAUACUGAUUUGGCAACAAUUUAUGAGCGUGCUGGAAGAAUUGAAGGGCGGAAAGGCUCCAUAACACAAAUUCCAAUUUUAACUAUGCCUAACGAUGAUAUUACACAUCCCACUCCAGAUCUUACGGGAUAUAUCAGAGGGCAGAUAUACAUUGACAGGCAGUUGCACAACAGACAGAUAUAUCCACCAAUUAAUGUUCUCCCAUCCCUGUCUCGUCUGAUGAAGAGUGCUAUUGGUGAGGGGAUGACUCGCAAGGACCAUGCUGAUGUAUCCAAUCAGCUAUAUGCAAACUAUGCAAUUGGGAAGGAUGUCCAAGCAAUGAAAGCUGUGGUUGGAGAAGAAGCACUUUCUUCUGAGGACCUGCUGUAUUUGGAGUUCUUGGACAAGUUCGAGAGGAAAUUUGUCACCCAAGGAGCCUAUGAUACCCGUAAUAUCUUCCAGUCGCUAGAUUUGGCAUGGACUCUUCUUCGCAUUUUCCCCCGCGAGCUUCUCCACCGUAUACCUGCAAAGGUCCUUGACCUGUACUACAGCCGAGAUGCAUCUAAUUGACGGAGGAAACAAGCAAUAUGUCUUGCCCCUGCUUAAUCAUCACCACAUGAGCUCGGUGGUUUGUUUAUUUAUUUGCCUUUCCUUCCUGGGUUGCACAUCUCUCUUAUAUCCAGCACAACAAAUAUAGGUUGUGGUCCGAGUCAAGUCCCGCAUAUUCCAAGCUCUUUGGCUAGUCAAAAUGACAAUCUAUUCUUUUAGUGAGACACUUCAAAUCUUGUAAUCCCCAUGUUUUUUCUUCUUUUUGUAUUUGUUAGUUCGGAUCCAAUCCGUGUUAUGGCUGUUGCACUUCUUUGAUGAGAUGUGAGUAACAAUCGUGCUUUAGGGACAGUGAAGCCCUCUCAGAUAGGCUGCUUGUUCUAUUUCAUGCUUAAUUUUUUAAGUUAUCUUCAUGUAUCUUCAUGCUCUCAAGACUCCGUAUAAUAUGUGAUCGUGGUUAUGCU